This is a messenger RNA of Brienomyrus brachyistius, 3670 nucleotides long. It is a transcript of the gene osbpl2b, whose product is annotated as oxysterol binding protein-like 2b. NCBI's taxonomy places the organism in Eukaryota, Metazoa, Chordata, Actinopteri, Osteoglossiformes, Mormyridae. Gene Ontology annotation, molecular function: cholesterol binding. The transcript has 14 exons. Bases 301 to 1716 code for a protein of 471 amino acids. Gene Ontology annotation, cellular component: cytosol; membrane; intracellular membrane-bounded organelle. The record is from RefSeq and is a predicted model, not a curated record.
GAGUCGGGCGGCGCCCUCUCUGGGAUAGGAUAGGCUGUCCGGUGGAUUCGUCCCCGGGACCGCCCCCCUUUUUUGGUCGUCCACUUCCGCCUCUGUGUUGGCUCCUCACGGGCGUCCACUGUCGGCGCUGUCCCCAUCCGAGGAGUAAAUACGCACCUGGGCUUCGCUAACCUCACAGCGUCCCCCUGCCUUUCUCUCUGCUCUGGAGACAGAGGAGCCUGAAGAGUGACAGAUACUCCCUUGUCUACAGGAAAGACAAUGUACUAGGGAAAUCUCCAUCGGGGAACAGCAGUAGUGAAAAUGAACAAUGAAGACGAAUUCUAUGAUGCCGUUACAGGCUUGGACUCCGAUGAGUCCUGCGAAGGCACGUCGGAGGCCAGCUUCAAGGAUGCCAUCGUGUUCGACGGGCAUCCCAAGGACAACGGCGCGCCUUUGCAAGAGAAUGGAAUCAAGAGGCACAGAACGACUUUGCCGGCACCUAUGUUCUCUCGUAACGACUUCAGUAUUUGGGGAAUUCUGAAAAAAUGCAUCGGCCUGGAGCUGUCCAAGAUCACCAUGCCCAUAGUGUUUAACGAGCCCCUGAGCUUCCUGCAGCGCAUCACUGAGUACAUGGAGCAUACAUACCUCAUUCACAAGGCAGGCUCCUUGUCUGACUCGCUCGACCGCAUGCAGGCUGUUGCCGCCUUUGCCGUUUCUGCCGUGGCGUCCCAGUGGGACCGAACUGGAAAACCUUUCAACCCACUGCUGGGAGAGACCUACGAGCUGACGCGGGAGGAGCAGGGCUUCAGGUUAAUCUCGGAGCAGGUGAGCCACCACCCCCCGAUCAGCGCCUUCUUUGCCGAGAGUCUCACUGGCGACUUCGUGUUCCACGGCUCCAUUUACCCCAAACUCAAGUUCUGGGGCAAGAGUGUAGAGGCGGAGCCACGGGGGACCAUCACACUGGAGCUGCUCAGGCAUAAAGAGGCCUACACGUGGACAAACCCUUUCUGCUGUGUACAUAACGUCAUAUUAGGCAAACUCUGGAUAGAGCAGUACGGCACUGUGGAGAUCGUCAAUCACAGUACUGGUGAGAAGUGUGUGCUGAACUUCAAACCCUGUGGCAUGUUUGGCAAGGAGCUACACAGAGUGGAGGGCUACAUCCAGGACAAGAGUAAAAAGAAACGCUGUGUAAUCUACGGCAAGUGGACGGAGUGUCUGUGGAGUGUUGACCCACAGGCGUUCGAGGCGUACAAGAAGGCCGAGAGGAAGGGAGACAUUAAGAAGCAGAAGCAGGAGGAGGUCACAGGAGCCGAGAACGAGGACGCCGACGAGAUGCCGGACGUGCAGGAGACCGUGGCGGUCAUCCCGGGCAGCACACUGCUCUGGAGGAUAUCGUCCCGACCCGCUCACUCUGCGGAGAUGUAUAAUUUCACUAACUUCGCUGUCACCCUGAAUGAACUGGAGCCGGGCAUGGAGGCCGUGCUGGCCCCCACAGACUGCCGUCUGCGGCCCGACAUCCGGGCCAUGGAGACCGGAGACAUGGAUCUGGCCAGCAAGGAGAAGGAGAGGCUGGAGGAGAAGCAGCGGGAGGCUCGCAAGGAGCGGGCCAAGGAUGAGCAGGACUGGUCCACGCGGUGGUUCCAGUCAGGCACAAAUCCAUAUGUGGGAACCCAGGAUUGGAUCUACACUGGGGGGUACUUUGAUAGGAACUACACUGACUGUCCUAAUAUCUACUGAUGGUAUGGGGGCGGGGCCAUGCCUCCCCACGUCCCUUCACAAAAUCUUCACAAUGUCUCCAGUGGGAACUCUGAAAAUCCUUAGAUGCAUCUGUUCCUUUUGUUUUUUAUUCGGCACAAUUUCCAACAUCCAUAUGAAUACCCCUGCAUAUACGUAGCCGGUUCUGCCUGAACCCGUCACAACAACGUAAAAAUCAGGGAUUUAAACCAUCGCUCGACUGUAGAAAUGUAUUUGGAGACGAGUCGUCCAAUAUGUCUCAGUUAUGAAAUGUGAGGCUUUAUUUUGUAUGUGGAAUAUAUUUUGCUAACCUCAGUGUCAUUAUUGGGAAUGAAAUGGCAGAAUGGAAAUAAUCAAGGCAGGAAAGUUGGUUAAGGAACGUGGAAUGGCUUUGCACGGUCAAAGUUUGUACUAGUGGCAGGACAUGGAUGCUGAACCAUGGAGCAAGGUGCUUUACGGUCAUUUAAACGUAUAGCUGUAUAAACUGGUAAUGUGUAAAUGUUAAGCUAUGUAGAUAGGGGCUUCUGACAAAUAAAAAAAAAAUGUAAUCAAAGUUUUAAAUGGUGUUUCUCAGCUAUUGGGAAAGGUUAAUAUGCACACUUUUGUUUGAGACCUUAACCUGACAGUCCUAAAAUAAGGCACAAUUUUCUAGGUGUCUAGAGUUAGAUGAUUAAUAGGUAUUUACCGUUUCAUUAAUCAAUAUGUCCCUGUAUGCGCUGAUACCUAAAUCACCUGGCAUUCUGGAUGGACUGUUUGCUGUUGAAUAGGCGCAGUAUAAACACUGCAACACCUUGUAUUUUUGUUGUCGCUACCUUUUGCGUCUGUGUGUUUCAAACUGAUAGCUUAGGAUUCAUCUCAGUACAAUAUGAACAUCAUUUGCUAUCCCUUAGCAGAUUCACAUGAGGCUUGAAUUAAUACAUAUUAACUUCCAAUGGUACAGACCACCGAAAUUGUUCGAUCUCUCCCACCUCAGCUUUAACAGAGUAUUCGGAUCUUCAGGUACACAUUUAAUUUUAGUAUAAAGAUUAACACUUAUUUUUGUACUAAAAUGUUAAAAUGAGCCUGAAACAUUGUUUCAGUCAUUUGCAUUAUUUAUAAGAGCACCGGAAUAUUGUGCUUUGAUCCUCUGCUUGUCUCAAAGAGUAGGCUGCUGGUUGGCCCGCUGAGGGAUGUUUUGAAAUAGGAUUGACCAAUGGGCUGACUGAUGCAUGUGAGCAGUGAACAUGAAGAAUAGCUAGUGAUAAAGGAACCUGUACGAAGAUGUCCCUGUAUUGUAAUCCAUUAUUUGGAGGACUUUGCAAAAACAAAUGUUAAAGCUUUUCACAUUUUUAAUCGCGAAAGGCCCUUUGCCAAAACCUAAUAUUAACAUCUGAAUAUCAGUGGUAGACAGGAGAAUGAGCUGCUGGUCUCUUUUCUAUCAGUAUUCCUCGUUCUGUCUUAAUCCCGCAGUUAUAGCAUCUUCACACAAUCCUGACAGUUGAGCCUCGUAUGUACAGGACAGCAGUGACUGUGUAACCUGGCUGAUUUAAUGUGAAUUCAGUGAAACAUUGUAAUUAUGGGUUUUAACUCCUGUUUUCCUGCAUGCGUAUUGAACACAUUUUAAGUGACACAGUACGGCAGCUGCUUAGUACCCUGUUUUCCCAGUUUCUAAACUCACCCUAAGUGGAUUGUAAUAUUUACCACCAUUACCAUAGUAAGAUGUGUACGAGAAAGAUUGCCAGGACGUGCAUCGUGUGGAAAGUAUCAAGCUGAGUGGUUUUUGUGUUUGAUUCUUGAGUGCAUUUUAGUGUUGGAUGAUUUUUCUCAGCUCAGAAAGUGUGCCCCCACCUCGUAAAUAGUUUCCAAAUUCAAUAAUCAUUAUAUAAAAAAUAUAUAUAUAUUUAAAAAGUGUCUUUUUUGGAGUCUGUGAACCUAAGCACUGUUAGAAUGUGGUCAGCAACCCACCCCCCCCCCCCCC